This is a messenger RNA of Vicia villosa (hairy vetch), 1908 nucleotides long. RefSeq lists its product as uncharacterized. The transcript has 3 exons. Lineage: Eukaryota; Viridiplantae; Streptophyta; Magnoliopsida; Fabales; Fabaceae. The record is from RefSeq and is a predicted model, not a curated record. The coding region runs from base 1 to 1908 and encodes 635 amino acids.
AUGACGGGUCACUUUAUGAAAGAUUGUGCAGCCCCGGAUGUUCCAGAAAAGACUAAAGGUCGUGUUUACACCUUGGAUGCUAGGAAGGCUCAAGGAAACACCAAUCUUGUUGCUGGUACGUGUUAUGUCAAUAAUCAACCUUUGUUUGUAUUAGUAGAUUGUGGAGCGACACAUUCUUUUAUCUCUUAUCAUUGUGUGCAGAGGCUUGGCUUUGAGACAAGUUGCCUUGCAAAUCCUAUGGUUAUUUCUUCGGCUACUGAUGAUGUAGUAGAAGCUCGAGAAAUUUGCAAGGAGUGUUCUAUUACCUUCAAUGGUCGUAGAUUCUUGAUUGACCUCAUUUUUCUACCGCUUAAGAAGAUCGAUGUAGUACUGGGUAUGGACUGGUUGUCGGCUAACUCGGUGUACAUCGAUUGUAAAGAGAAGGCUAUCUUCAUUCCUGCUGAGGAGACUACACCAACCGAUGCCAUUAAACAUCUUCUAGAAGGUACGGUUAACAUGAUCAAUUACCUUUUUGUUCAAGAGAAGUCUUUCCUCUUGGUUCUUACGUCGGACUCUAAAGACAAGAAGAAUGUAUUGGAGAUUCCGGUUGUGUGUGAAUUUUCCCAUGUAUUUCCUGAGGAUGUUACCUCUCUUCCACCGGAAAGGGAAGUUGAAUUCUCUAUUGAUCUUGCUCCGGGUACCGCUCCAGUUUCGAUUGCCCCUUAUCGAAUGUCUCAUACAGAGCUAAGAGAGUUGAAGAAUCAGCUAGAAGAGUUGUUGGCGAAACACUUCAUUCGUCCUAGUAUUGACCUCAGGUCGGGAUAUCAUCAGAUUCGGGUUAAGAGUUCGGACGUAUCGAAGACUGCUUUUAGGACGAGAUACGGUCAUUACGAGUUUUUGGUUAUGCCGUUCGGGGUGACCAAUGCUCCUGCUGUCUUUAUGGAUUACAUGAACCGGGUGUUUCAACCAUAUUUGGAUCAGUUCGUGGUAAUCUACAUAGAUGACAUCUUGAUCUACUCUCGGACUAUUGAAGAGCACAUGGAGCAUUUGAGGAUUGUGUUGUCGGUUCUUAGAGAAAAGCAGUUGUUUGCGAAGUUUAGCAAAUGUGAGUUCUGGAUGUCCGAAGUCAAGUUUCUUGGACAUGUCAUAUGUGGCGGCGGCGUAGCUGUAGACCCUUCAAAGGUAGAAGCAGUGAUAAAUUGGGAACGACCCAAGAAUGCAACUGAAGUCCGUAGUUUCCUAGGCUUGGCAGGUAACUAUCGGAGGUUCAUUAUGGGCUUUUCCAAGUUGGCAUUAUCUUUGACCAAACUUACAAGGAAGGAAGUUUCAUUCGAAUGGAAUUUUGAAUGUGAGAAGAGUUUUCAGAAACUCAAGGAGAAACUGACUACUGCCCCAGUGUUGGUGAUCCCAGAUCCAAACCGAUCUUAUGAAGUGUUUUGCGAUGCUUCUAAGAAAGGUUUAGGUGGAGUGUUGAUGCAAGAUGGACAGGUUGUAGCUUAUGCAUCUAGACAGUUGAGGUCUCAUGAAGAGAAUUAUCCUACUCAUGACCUUGAACUCGCUGCAAUAGUGUUUGCACUCAAGAAGGAAAUUAACAUGCGUCAGAGGAGAUGGAUGGAGUACUUGAAGGACUUUGACUUUGAUUUGAAGUACCAUCCCGGUAAAGCUAAUAAGAUAGCGGAUGCCUUGAGUAGAAAGGAGUUAAAAGUUGCAGAACUGAUGAUAUUGGAGUUUGGCCUUAUGGAGAAGUUCAGAAAUUUGGAUUUACAAUUUGAGUGGGCACCAACGGGUGUGUUGAUUAGUAACUUGUGUAUUGAGAAUGAGUUGCGGGAAAGGAUCCUUCAAGCACAGUGUAAUGAUGUAGAACUGCAGGCUAAAUCAAACCUCCCAGAUUUCAUUCGUACAUCCGAUGGACUCAUUCUUUUUGGAUGA